CACUGAUUCACUCUCCGUGCUGUAGACUGUGGACUGAGCAGAGCCUGGCCCUCCUCUUCCUCCUCCCCUUCCUCCUUUUGUUAGGGCUCCUGGCCUUUCUCUUCUCUCUGGAAAGCUAGGGCCCAUUCUCCGUUCCCAGGGAGAGAGUGCCCUCUAGUGCCUGGGAGGGUGAAGGCUGAGGAGGAGGGCAGGGCCAGAGGCCAAGUCUGAAAGGAAGCCCUGCCAGCCAAUGAGGGGUGAGCCGGCUGCAACUUGACUGUGGAGCUGGGAUAGCAAGGGACCCACAGGGCUGUGAUCCAUACUCUCCCUGUUGGUGACCUAGGACCUCAUGAGGAUGCUGCUAUGGUUUCUUGUCUUGUCUGCUUUGGAUCUCGCGGCCUGGGGGGAUUCCCUGGAGUUGUCCUGGAAUGAGACCCAAGCCAGGGGGCUGUCACAGGAGCUUCUGGACCUGUUUGUUGGCAUCUCACAGCUCAUUCACACAGGUCGCAAUGGUGCGCCCACCAUUGUCUCCCGCAAGGAGUGGGGAGCGAGAUCCCUGACCUGCAGGGCCCAGCUGACCCGGCCUGUGGCCUAUGUCAUCAUGGACCAGAUCACAGGGAUGGAAUGCGAGGAGCAGAACUCGUGCAGUCAAAAGCUGAGGGGCCUGCAGUCCCGUUCCGUCUACACCAAAGGCUGGUGUGAUGUGGCCUACAACUUCCUGGUUGGGAACGAUGGCAGGGUGUAUGAAGGUCUUGGCUGGAACAUCCAAGGCAUGCACACCCAGGGCUACAACAACAUCUCCCUGGGCCUCGCAUUCUUUGGGAAUAAUCUAGGCAGCAGUCCCAGCCCCACUGCCGUAUCAGCCGCAGAGGACCUGAUAUUCUAUGCCAUAAAGAAUGGUCACCUAUCCCCCAGGUAUAUUCAGCCACUUCUCUUGAAAGCAGAGAGCUGCCUGGUCCCUCAUCAGCCACUGAUGCCCAGGAAAGCUUGCCCCAACAUCAUCACAAGGUCAGCUUGGGAAGCCAGACAGACACACUGCCCUAAAAUGAGCCUCCCAGCCAAAUAUGUUGUCAUCAUCCACACCGCUGGGGCAACCUGCAAUGUAUCCAUGGACUGUCGGAUCCGCGUCCGAGAUAUACAAUCUUACCACAUUGACACAAAGGACUUCUGUGACAUCGGAUAUCACUUCCUGGUGGGCCAGGAUGGUGGUGUGUAUGAAGGAGUUGGCUGGCAUACCCAAGGCUCUCACACAUAUGGAUACAACGACAUUGGCCUAGGAAUUGCCUUCAUAGGCAACUUUGUAGAAAAACCACCGAAUGCUGCAGCGCUGGAGGCAGCUCAGAGCCUGAUCCACUGUUCCGUGGUCAAGGGGCAUCUGGUCCCCAACUACCUGUUGGUGGGGCACAGCGAUGUGACCAAUAUUCUGUCUCCUGGACGAGCUUUGUACAACAUCAUUAAGACUUGGCCUCAUUUCAGACAAUGAGGGAACCCCAGUUCCUUCCAAUACCACCCCCUCCCCAACCCUGGCUUCUGAGCCUCCUCUUCUUCACCUUCCAUCCUGGCUCAAUACCUGAGACCCCUCCCUGCCAGCCCCAUCCUGUUUCUUCUGCUUCAGGUUAGUAUGAUCAUUUCCUAACUAGUAGGAUCAGUUCCAUAUGAUCAAACCCCAUAGUGGGGCAUUCCGGCCCUCUGAGUCUGCACCCAGCCCCCUUCCCUCCUCACCUUCCUCUCCCCAGUACCCACCUCCUCACCCAGCUGAGCCUUCUUGUCCCUUUGUACACACCCCUCUCCUGGUGUGCCUUCCCCUGCCGAUGGUGUAGCCAUGUAUUCCGGGAAACAAACUCACUCAGAAUGACAAUGCAGAUAGUGGAGUGCAGUUCAUUACACCAGCCGGCCCAAGGCACAGUCUCCUCUUAGCCAAGGAUGCUGACCGACUUUUGUGAAAACCUUAUAUACCUUAAGUCUACUACUCAAGUCCACACCCCCAGAUUCCUUAAACCUAGCCUGUAAAGUGUUAAAGGGAGAUACAGUCAGGUUACAGCCAUGAUUCACCAUCAGAAGGGUCAGCUGGUUAUGCAUUGUAGCCUACACCAAUGGGUGCCAUAAAGAUCAAGGUGAUUGACUACAUAGGGGAUUAUUACAUUCUUUUUGGUGACGGGAAGUCUUGGUAUGGAAUCUGGUGUUUAUCAGUCCGGGAGGCCAGUUUGGCCAUAGGUAUGUUAUCCCCAUGGCUACCAGGCAUAUAGUCCAAAGCUCACCGAAAAUGGAAGAUGGAGUUUCCUUCUUUUUCAAGAUGGAGUCUGCUCGGCCUGUUCCUUUCCUCGCUCACCAUCUGCCUGGCAGCCCGCAGCCUCACAUGUGACCCAGGUCAACAUCCCAGCCCCUCCUCUCUGUUCACACAUGACCUUGUCCCUAUCUGGAUGCAGCCCUUGUUUCAGGGCAGUGAUUAUUUAUAGAAAUUCUCUCCACUGGGUUGUGAGUUUGUCCAGUUUCAUUUGUGUCUGUGUCCUCAGUUCUUCAGCAGUAUCUGAAAAGUGAAAGUCACUCAGUCGUGUCCUGCUCUUUGUAACCCCAAGAACUAUACAGUUCAUGGAAUUCUCCAGGCCAGAAUAUUGGAGUGAGUAGCCUUUCCCUUCUCCAGGGGAUCUUCCCAACCCAGGGAUCGAACCAGGGUCUCCUGCAUUGCAGGUGGAUUCUUUACCAACUGAGCUAUCAGGGAAGGUGCUACAAUUGGAGAAAUGGAUGAAUAAAUGAAUAAGUGGACCAUGUCCUUGCUCCCCUUUCCAAUUUGCUUAUCAUCCCCCUUUUGGGGAAGACUUGCUGGAUGAUACCUCAUCCUACCAGCAUUCUCUCUGUUCUGUUGCCUCCCAAUCUGAGACUCAGAGCUGUUCUGGUUGCCCAACUGCAAUGGUUAUUGUGUCUCUGUGUCCCCAUCCUCCCAGAGCUCCCUGAGGGCAGAGGCUGUGUCCACACAGCACUGCUCUCUGUCCUUCCCUGGUUUGGUCUGCUAGGCAUCAAGCUGAGCGGGGACUCAGAGCUUGGGGGCUCUGCAGCCUCCCUUCCUGGUCUCCUCCCGCCCCAAGUGAAGCCUCAUCCUUUCAGGUGGGGGAAACACUGACUGCUCUUUACUAGAAGCACAGGAACUGGAAACUCCCUGCUAGUCAUUAGUUUUUCCUGAUCUGGAAACAAGGAAAAGAGGAAGAUGGGGAGAAACAUGGACUCCCCACCCCAUCCUUUGGUAUUCACACGAGCCUUUGCUUUUAGAGUGUUUCACAGCUCUUAGAACAAAGCAGGUUCAGCGUCUCAUUUUCACAGCUGUUUGUGCUUUUCAAAGACUGUCCCCCAAUCUCACUGGAUUCACUUUAUCCUCAGGCCACCUGGGCACAGAAGCAGGGGAAGGAAUUGUUUAUCUAGAGAGUCGAGUAGGCCUGGGGGUCUCAAUGCCCCUUUCUGAUUUACAGAGCCAGGGGGAGAGGGAAGGCUGCUCUAGGAGGAGACUCCCUUGGGAUGGGAGUCACUGGACCAGAAGCUCUGGUCAACCCAGUCCUUUCUUAGGGGUGAAACUUCCCCAACUUGCCACAGUGUGUCUCCCCUUCUCUUACAACAUCCAGGGUGAGUUUCAGAGCCCUUCCUACAGGGAGUAGACAAAAAGGUGGAUGUGUGAUGAGAAAUGAUCUCAAGAAAAGAGCUGCCCUCCAGCUUUCUCUGCCUUUCUUACCACCCUCCAAAGUGGAGGGUCUCUGGCCUUUGAUUCAAAGCACAUUCCUGGCCUCAGGGUCUCACUAGCCUCCCCAGCCCCUGCCCCAGGCAGGCUUUCCUGGGGGUGAGAGUGGUGGUGGGUUGCAGACACCCCCAUCUCCAUCAGUGCUCAUCAAGGCCUCCUCAAAUCAGCAUUAUUGCAGGGUCUGAAUUAUUGUCUUUUCAAGAUUAUUUACUUUUAUUAGUCUUAAAUACACAUAAUCUAGGUGAAACCAGAGCACUCAGUAGGAAAAUGCUUUUUCAAGGUCAAUCCUGAGGCAGCCAAUUCCAUUCGGUUGGCUCUUGGGAGUACUUUGUGUGCAGAAAUUCUUUCCAGCUCCCCUUUAAUUAUUUAAAGUGGAAUUCAAAGAAUUCCCCGGUGGUCUAAUGGUUAGCUGUCACUGCUGAGGCCCAGGUUUGAUCCCUGGUGAGGGAACUAAGAUCCUGUAAGCCAUGAGGGGUGGCCCAAAAAAAAAAAUUGGAGUUCAUACUAACAUCCCUCCUCAGAGGUUAGCUGUGAGGAUUAAGUGAAUUUAGAGUCCUCGGACUCGUGGUUGGAUAUAAUGUGGUCCUGCCAAAGUUGAGGUGGUAUCACGGUUCUUCUUGCUCUUGUGGUGGUGGUUGCAAUCUGUUACUGCUGUUUGACUCCGGCAGGAAGGCUACACCCUUGUGGGCAUCAGUCUCAGCCUCCUGGGGAGUUGGCAAAGGCUGGUGAGAGCAGGGAGGAGCCCCACAGGUCGGGCACAGGUGAAGGAGCCCUUGGGACGGGAGGGACACAGUGGCUUCACGACCCUGGACUUUCAGGGCUGGAGGGCCUCUAAGCCCAUCUUGUUAGCUGUUUUCCACAACUGUAAGCUCAGAAAGAAAAACAAUGCCACAAAAACUUUUAUUUGAUUCUGGGAUACUAAUUCGAUUUAAGCCUAUUUUCCAGAAAACUGAAACCAAAGAGGGGCAGAUGACUUGUUUAAGUUCAUUCAAUGAGUUAAAUAAAAGAGGAACCCUCAGAUUCUUUUUUUUUUUUUUUAACUUUAUUGAUCUUUCUUUAAGGGAUGAGAUUAUUUGUUUGGCUGUGCCAGGUCUUAGCUGCAUCAUGCAGAAUCUUUGGUUACAGCAUGUGGGAUCUAGUUGCCUAACCAGGGAUUGAAUCUGGGCCCCUUGCACUGGGAUCAGGAGGUGUCUUAAUCCCUGUACUGAAGGAGGAAACAGAACAGGCUCCAUCUUGGGCCAUACUGUGGACUUUAUGCCCAGAUACUAUAUGCCCAGUAUCUAUGGAAAUGACAUACCAACUGGAAAACCAGGCCCCCGGAAGGAAGAGCCUCAGGGCUCUCCAUUGCCUAAAAGA
Bubalus bubalis (water buffalo) is the source of this 5059-nucleotide messenger RNA. RefSeq names its product peptidoglycan recognition protein 3. The record is from RefSeq and is a predicted model, not a curated record. Gene Ontology annotation, molecular function: zinc ion binding; N-acetylmuramoyl-L-alanine amidase activity. Gene Ontology annotation, biological process: peptidoglycan catabolic process. The coding region runs from base 329 to 1462 and encodes 377 amino acids. The transcript is spliced from 9 exons. Lineage: Eukaryota; Metazoa; Chordata; Mammalia; Artiodactyla; Bovidae.